CCACACACUUCAUUUCCUGCACGAGGUGACGAUCCUCCCCCUUCCCACAGUAAACACACCCAUUGAUUUCAGUGAGAGAGGACUGGGAGCGCAGGAGGAGGAUCGCCACACAGGAGCGGAGCCGCGGCGCUGGAGGAAAGCCUCCGAACAUCUCAGCUCAUCCCCGAUAUCAAAAAGCCCGUCCAUUUUGUGCGAAGCCUUAACAUAUUUAUGUGAAAUUAUAUUAUAACAACUUCCGGAAUUUGCAGCAAAAGCCAGUGUAGUGGAGACAAAAAAAAAAAUCGGCCUCAUCCUGACGCGAGUACACCCGCCAGCGUUUCGGAAAUAACCACGGAGUUACCACACUCCCCGCGCGCAGGGCUUGCAUCGUGGCUCUCUCAGAAGUGGCAUGUUCCAGGGAUACUGCGGGCACAGUUGAACUCCUGCUUUCACCCAAAGAGGAUUCAAUGAAAAUGUCCGUGUGCGUCCAUGAGAACCGAAAAUCUAGAGCCAGCACUGGCUCUAUGAACAUCUACCUGUUCCACAAGUCCUCCUAUGCCGACAGCGUCCUCAUGCACCUCAACUCACUGCGGCAGCAAAGGCUUUUCACAGACGUCCUGCUUCAUGCCGGCAGCCGCUCCUUCCCCUGCCACCGCGCAGUGCUGGCUGCCUGCAGCCGCUACUUCGAGGCCAUGUUCAGCGGUGGGCUGAGGGAGAGCCAGGCCAGCGAGGUCGACUUCCACGACUCCAUCCACCCGGAGGUUUUAGAGCUGCUGCUGGAUUACGCAUACUCGUCACGCGUGGUGAUCAACGAGGAGAACGCAGAGUCUCUGCUGGAAGCGGGGGACAUGUUGGAGUUUCAGGACAUCCGUGACGCCUGUGCCGAAUUCCUAGAGAGAAACCUUCACCCUUCUAACUGUCUUGGCAUGUUGUUGCUGUCUGACGCCCACCAGUGUACCAAGCUGUCAGAGCUCUCCUGGGGCAUGUGCCUCAGCAACUUCCCUGCUAUCUGCAAGACAGAGGACUUCCUCCAACUGCCCAAAGAUAUGGUGGUCCAGCUUUUAUCGCACGAGGAGCUAGAGACAGAAGAUGAGAGACUGGUUUACGAAGCUGCCCUUAACUGGAUCAACUAUGACCUGGAGAGGAGGCACUGCCACCUUCCAGAGCUUCUGAGAACGGUCCGCCUCGCCCUGCUGCCUGCCAUCUUUCUGAUGGAGAAUGUCUCGACAGAGGAGCUGAUCAACGCCCAGGCCAAGAGCAAGGAGCUGGUGGAUGAAGCUAUCCGCUGUAAGCUGAAAAUCCUGCAGAAUGACGGCGUCGUCAACAGCCCCUGUGCCCGACCAAGAAAAACCAGCCAUGCCCUGUUUCUUCUGGGAGGGCAGACUUUCAUGUGUGACAAGUUGUACCUGGUGGACCAGAAGGCCAAAGAGAUCAUCCCCAAGGCGGAUAUCCCCAGCCCCAGGAAGGAGUUCAGCGCCUGCGCCAUCGGCUGUAAGGUGUACAUCACUGGAGGGAGAGGCUCAGAGAACGGUGUGUCUAAAGAUGUAUGGGUGUACGACACCGUCCACGAGGAAUGGUCCAAAGCUGCUCCCAUGCUCAUCGCCAGGUUCGGCCAUGGCUCUGCGGAGCUGAAACACUGCCUCUACGUGGUCGGAGGUCAUACUGCAGCAACUGGCUGCCUCCCGGCUUCUCCGUCAGUGUCACUCAAACAGGUGGAGCAGUUCGACCCAGUGGCGAACAAGUGGACCAUGGUGGCUCCUUUGAGAGAAGGUGUGAGCAAUGCAGCGGUGGUCAGCGUCAAGCUCAAGCUGUUUGCCUUCGGAGGAACCAGCGUCACCCACGACAAGCUUCCCAAGGUGCAGUGCUACGAUCCGCAGGAGAAUCGAUGGACUGUUCCCGCGUCCUGCCCGCAACCAUGGCGCUACACCGCCGCCGCCGUGCUGGGAAACCAGAUCUUUGUCAUGGGCGGGGAUACAGAGUUCUCAGCAUGCUCGGCUUAUAAGUUCAGCAGCGAGAGCUACCAGUGGACUAAAGUGGGCGAUGUGACAGCCAAGCGGAUGAGCUGCCAGGCUGUAGCAUCGGGGAACAAACUGUAUGUGGUGGGUGGGUACUUUGGCACACAGAGAUGUAAAACUCUGGACUGCUAUGAUCCCACGUUGGAUUCCUGGAACAGCAUCACUACUGUGCCAUACUCGCUGAUUCCCACUGCUUUCGUCAGCACCUGGAAACAUCUGCCUGCUUGAGCCCCCGACCCUCUACCCACACCGUUUUCAUCAGAUUUCCCCGUUUUGCAUCAUCCACUGGACUCCAACUGUGAAGAGGCACACAUUCUCCUCCUCGAAAAGAGACAUUGAGCAGUGAUGUACAGACACCCACAUUCAUCUUGAUGUUGCGAGGAUGCAGAACCCAGACACACAAUCGAGCAGCUGGACACUUUAACCGGAAUGAUGUCAUCUCUCGUUUCUGAGAAGGAAGCUGAGACAUACAGUGCAGUAACUCACGCAAAACAAACCAAACAAAACUGCUGCUGCUUGUUCGACAUCUAGCAUAUCAGGCUUUCAUGCUGCCAUACGAGGAGUGCAGAAAUAUUACACAACCUGCAUUUUCCCCAUUUAGUCAUGGCAGGCUUGUGAGGAUCUGUAUUGAUGUUUUUCUCUAUGAUUAAAAAUAAAAUAAAAAAAAAAAGAAGAAGAAAAAAAAUUACUCUUUUCACAGAGACUGCAAUGUACAGUAUAGCAUGAUGAAUGUUCUAUUGAGAUGGAGGGAGGGAGAAUGCAGUGAUUGGUGUGCUAAAGAAGAGGAAGCAACUCAGUUUGACUGAAUACAGCUGAUUUAUAAAAGGCACAAUGAAGGAGCAAAUCUCCCCCUCUUCUCCUCUAAUAAGCUCUUUUGUUUGACCCCUCGUAUCUUUCUUUUUUCUUUCUUUCUUUCUUCUUUCAAAGACGUGCUUCUAACAGCUCAGACACAGAGACAAACCUUUGAGUGUUCCUCUUAUGACGGCUUUGGCAGUUUGCUGUCAGUUGCAAGCCACGAGGUGUUGAUGACCAACGCCAGCUGAGGUUGAGGAGGAUGGAGGGGAUCUGUGCGUGGCCCGGUGGAGGGUGGUGGUGGGGGAUGUCGAGGUGCCUCGGGGGGGGGGGGGGGUCACGACCUUACAUGUUUGCUGUUUUGCAGCUACGCAUUAACGCCCCACUGAGUGUCGGUUAACGAACCCACUGUACACAGGGGCGGCAUUCAGUGUUUGGAUUCAGCGCUUCAGAAAAGACACUGUCAUAUUCAGCUGUUCACUUAAUGCUGUAAAAGACCGGCUGUGCUUCUGUUAUUCUGAUAAAAGCGGCGGCUUGCUUGCUGAGUCAUAGAUAAAGCCUUUUUAGAGCAUGUCCACUCAUAGUGAUUCAGUAAAACUGGCAUGAACUCUUCUCCGUGGUCACAGAAAUCUUGUCACCUUAACCUAAACUGAGAAUGAAUCAGUUUCUUUUUAAACUUGCUGCAAUGUAGUCUUAAUUUAUAUGACAAUGAUUACUCUGUUAUGUUUAAUAUGUUUAAUCCUAUUUAUUUCUUCUCUGCCUGCAUUCAUAUGUGAAUGUAUGUUUGGGUUAUGUCAUGCAUGGCCAGGUGUUGUGUUUUAUUUGAUCUCAGUUCGGCUGCAUUUUGCACAGUUCAGUCUUUCCCAGGAGGAACUUGUUCUUUUCAAAGAGACAGAGGUGCAACUCUCCCAGGGUUUUCAGUUAUGUCAGUGUGGAUGGAAGAGGAAGAAUGGCUCCGAUUACUGAUGACGUAAAGCAGUUUAGGCCACAAGGUCACUGCCCAAAUAAGAAGUCUGAAUGGGGUUGAAAGAAAGAAAUAAUCAUUUUACUUCUGAUAGAUUCUCUUUAAGCUCUAACCUGGGUCCAAACCUGCCUUAAAUUGGCCCGCUGGGGCUCAAACUAUAACAACAAAACAUAAAGAUAUGAACCAUAAAACUGAUAAGGCUGCUGGAACAGUGCAGUAGCGACCCAGUAAUUACCAGGGACGUCACAGAGUAACCCUGACAUGGUUAAGAAUGCGAUGGUCAGUGCAGCUGUCCUUGGGACAGCUGGAGGACUGUCACAUGUGCUAACUUUUCUUCUCAUUUGGGGGGUGUUAAUUCACAGUCUUCUUCACCAUUAGGGUUGAGAAAGAGUUGAAUCCAGCGAGCUGUGCAUUGAUAAGGGCAGACACCGCAGUGCUUUUCAUCAUAGUGUUAAUGAUGCACAUAAAAAAAAAAAAUGAAAAAAAAAACACUGCAAGUUCUGAAAGAACAAAAAAUGAGAAUGUCCUAAACACCUGCGUAUGAAAUUCUUGGUAACUCUAAUCAGUGUUUUUGUCUGUGUGUCUGUCUACGUGACCUGAACAUUGACGUUUUACAGUUGAAUAUUAAUGGACUCAUUGAAUUUCAAUGUAAGAGCUAAUGUUUUGGUGCAAUGUGUGUAUAUAUAUAUUUUUUUCAAAUGUCCGUCCUUGUGGAUUCAUGAAUCAAAUCUGUUGGGUUCGAUUGGUAAACAGCCCUUUAAAUUCCUGCUCAGCUCCUUAAGCCACCCAAAACUUCAUCCUCUUAUUGGCAAUCUCAGGCCUUCUGUGGAGACCCUCGUGGCUCCAUAAGGUCGACCUCCUCCAGCCAUUGAACACAGACCCACUGGCCCCACCAAUCAGAUAAGAGCAUUUCUUCCCCCAUUGAAAACAAGUUUCCCUGACAACAGCAAGCAAUGAAUGCCCCUUCAAUUUGCUCCUAAUUGCUGAGUGGCAUUUCCCAUUUCUUCUGUUGCACUCCUCUUCUUCUCUGUUUUAUCUGGAAAUCCAGCUGGCUCAGAUUGGAGCACAGUAUCCCACUUCACAUAAUGAUGUAAAUUAGACAGAAAACACUGUCAGUGUGCAUCAGUUUCUUUACUUUAUUUUAUUAUUAUUUUUUGUCAUGUAAGAGUUUGAUUUCUAUUUUUAUGGCAUUAUUUUGUACAUGUGAUUUUUUUCACAAUGUGAAAUUCAUGGCUAAUAAACAUAAGAGUUUUUUCCUCUUGACUGUA
Molecule: messenger RNA, 5018 nt
Organism: Seriola aureovittata
Lineage: Eukaryota; Metazoa; Chordata; Actinopteri; Carangiformes; Carangidae
Gene: enc1
Product: ectodermal-neural cortex 1
Exons: 3
Coding region: 447-2222 (591 amino acids)
Molecular function (GO): protein binding
Source: RefSeq, a predicted model, not a curated record